UCUUACAAAAUCUUUCUUCUCUUCUACUUUUUGUACCCUAUAUAUAUUUCCAUUUUUGCGUGGUGUAUAAAUAGCUAAAUUCAAAUUGUUUCUUCCUUUUUUAUAUUUAUUGUAUUUUUUGUGUGGUUGCAGACUUUUCAUACAGUAUUAUUAUAGGGGUGUAAUUCUCACCAAUUGCAGUAAAAUUUAACUAUAUUCAACCAUUAAAAAUACAAAUUGAUGAAGAAGAGGCAAGUAGUGGUGAAAAGAGAUGAAGGAUCGCGAACAAUCAACAAUAACUCUACAACAAAUGAGUAUUGGGAGUGUCAGAAAAAUCAUGCGGCAAGCAUCGGAGGUUAUGCCGUAGAUGGGUGCAGGGAAUUCAUGGCGAUGGGUGCGGAAGGUACAAGCAAUGCCCUUGUUUGUGCGGCUUGUGGGUGCCAUAGAAAUUUCCAUAGGAAACAGGCUCAUGCUGAAGUAGUUUGUGAGAUCUCUUAAUUAUUAAUCAUAGUUCUUGAUCAUUAUGAUUACAAAUUUACAAUCAAUUUGAGGUAUGUAUAAUUAGGGAAUUUUAGAGAUUUGGGGUAAAAUUG
This is a messenger RNA of Amaranthus tricolor (Joseph's coat), 572 nucleotides long. Its product is annotated as mini zinc finger protein 3-like. Gene Ontology annotation, cellular component: nucleus. The transcript has a single exon. Gene Ontology annotation, biological process: regulation of developmental process; regulation of DNA-templated transcription. Gene Ontology annotation, molecular function: transcription cis-regulatory region binding; DNA-binding transcription factor activity. NCBI's taxonomy places the organism in Eukaryota, Viridiplantae, Streptophyta, Magnoliopsida, Caryophyllales, Amaranthaceae. The record is from RefSeq and is a predicted model, not a curated record. The coding region runs from base 220 to 477 and encodes 85 amino acids.